Molecule: messenger RNA, 4616 nt
Organism: Oryzias melastigma (Indian medaka)
Lineage: Eukaryota; Metazoa; Chordata; Actinopteri; Beloniformes; Adrianichthyidae
Product: nuclear factor 7, brain
Exons: 10
Coding region: 95-1771 (558 amino acids)
Molecular function (GO): protein binding; zinc ion binding
Source: RefSeq, a predicted model, not a curated record
UUCCUUCUUGUGAUAUCAGAAAAAGUUCCGUUUGAAGGAACCACUUUUACAUUUUAACACACAAGGUUAAGGACUGUCUUACAAACCCACAGAAAUGGCUUCCGAGUACAUUGAAGAGCAGUUCAAGUGUAGCAUCUGUCUGGACAGCUUCAUCAACCCAACCUCCAUACCAUGCGGCCACAACUUCUGCCUGGAAUGCAUCAAGCAAUUCUGGGACACCCAACAAAAAACACAAUGUCCCCUUUGCAAAGAGAUCUUUCUAAAUCGCCCUAACCUCAGAAUCAACAUGGGUUUAAGAGACAUCACUGACCAGUUUCAAAGAUCUCUGAAGGAAAAAGCAAAAAGCAAGAAAGCCCCACCUAGAAGAGCCAACUCAGAACAAUCCAUGAAAUCCGAGGGCGUUCCUUGUGACAUCUGCCGGGGAAGCAAGCUGGCGGCUGCGAAGUCGUGCCUGGUCUGUCAGGUGUCUUACUGUGAAAUCCACCUGACUCCUCACCUGAGGGAUCCGGUGAUGAUGAAGCACAGGCUCACGGAUCCAGCUACCUUUGCCUUCCGCCACGUCUGCAGAAAGCACAACUGGCCUUUGGAGAUGUUCUGCAAGAAAGAGCAGAUGCCCGUUUGCACCAAAUGCGCCGAGGGUGACCAUAAACACCACGAGACGGUACCUGUGGAGAGGGAGAGUAUAAGGAUCAAGACUCAGAUAAAGAACACCCAAAUGGAGAUCCAAGAAAUGAUUCAUGCCCGACUGAGAAAGACUGAGAAGAUAGCGCAGUCACUGGAGAUGAGCAGAUUGGCUAAAGAACUUGGGGUGCAGAAGAGUGCAAAAAUUCUCACGAUUGCAAAGACGGCUGUUGAGAGACACCAGGAUUUGCUCACUGAGGAGAUUGAGCAGAAGCAUGAAGAAGCAGAGGCGAAAGCGGAGGAGUUUGUGCAGGAGCUCCAGCGUGAGCUGUUGGAACUGCACAGCAGGAACAAUGACCUGCAGCAGCUGGAGGAAAACAAGGACCCUCUUUGUCUGCUGCAGAGCUACUUGUGUUUGAGUGCUCCGCUGUCCAUGAGGGACUGGUCCAAAGUCAGGGAUGAGCCAGAGAUUUACAUGAGGACCGUGAGGAGGUCUUUCACUGAGCUGCUGGAGAUCUGCCAUGAACUCGAGCACAAACUGUUAGCUGAAGAACUAAGCGAGAUAAGUAAAUAUUCAGUGGAUGUAACUCUGGAUCCUGCGACUGCUGCCGAAUGGCUUGUUUUAUCUUCAGAUGGUAAAAAGGUGGCUCUGAGCCCCCAGCAGAGGAGACAAUCUCUGCCUCAGAGCCCUCGCAGGUUUGACUCCUGCGUCGCCGUUCUGGGCAAACAAAGCUUCACUUCUGGUCGACAUCUCUGGGUGGUUCAGGUUGGGGAUAAAUCCGACUGGGAUCUCGGUGUUGCCAGAGAGUCCAUCAACCCUAAGGGUUCUAUAACCGUCCGUCCCGACAGCGGUUUCUGGGCCAUCUGCAGACGUAACGGUGGGAGUCUGCGAGCCUGUGCGGGACCUUCAGUCACGCUCAACCUCCAUGAAACGCCAUUCCUGAUCGGCAUAUUUCUGGACUACGAGGAGGGCUCUGUGUCCUUUUACGACAUAGCUGCAAAGACUCACAUCUAUACUUUCAGCAACUGCGCCUUCACCGAGCCUUUGUACCCUUACUUCAACCCCUGUCUCAUUAACAAUGGGAAAAACACAGAGCCACUGGUCAUCUGCCCUGUGGACAUUAUGCCCACUGAAAGUGUAGCGGUUUGAACAUUCAAAUUGAGCUAAUAUGGUGGAAUACAAAACAUUUUGGUAGUUGAAUAUGUAGGUUUUACAUAUAUCUUUUUAAAUUGUAACUUUUUGUCAGGAGUCAGGCUCGGUCUCCCACUUUGGUCACCGGCGGGAGUUGUCUCCAGAGUAUUGACAGCACUAUAUCUCCUAGUAACCCCAAGAUGCUGCUCAGCUGACACUCAGUGACAAGCACCCACAUGAUACUUAAGCACUGCACAUAGUCUCUCUCAGUGCGAAGUAUUGUUUGUGCCAUCCUGCCUCCAUUACUGAGCGUUUCUCUCUGGAUUUGAUCUUCUGUUUACGUAACCUUGCCUCUUUUCUGAUUUCAUGCCCUGACCCUCACCUGGACUCUGACACCUCUAAUCUCUUCUUUGAUGCUCUUAUGCUCUUGAUUGACCUCUGCCUGUCUGACCCGAAUUUAGUUUGCAGACUUUAAACACUUGAUUAAGAAAAAGAAGAAUGGUGUCCUAAGACCUUGCAUUGACUACCACAGCCUGAAACUGGUGUGACUGACAAUGGCAACUUAGAACAUGAUCAAAUGUAACAAAAUCCAAACUAAACCACUGAAUCCAAACACUUUUAAAGCUCAGAUUUGGCUCUGUCUACAUUUACACAUACAAACAAAUGCAGCUUUUCCUCCUUCUAUAAUUUCUGCUGAAAUGUGCAAACCUCAGUUAGUUUUAAAGCUUUUUCCCCCCUACUACUCACCUUUUUCUCCAAUUCAGAAAUAUAUACAUUAAACGACACUGUAACAUCUUACUUUAUAUGGAUUUGGAGUUUCCAAUUUUUUUGUGACACUCAAAGUGGUGUGUUCAUUUUUGACCAAAGUGUAUUUUCACAGCUACACAUAAAUAUUUUCACAGGUACACAUAAAAACCAUGGCUAGAUGUGUCCAUGCCAAUGUUGGUCUGAAUGCAACCAAUGUUUUGUGUGUUUUCAUGUGAUGUUUUUGUUUGUUUGUUUGAUUUUAUUAGAGAUUUUAGUAUCUUAGCAAUAAAAGUUGUACUUCUCUCUUAAUGUAGCAACAUUGUAGGGGUGGGAUUAUAUAAGUUUGCUUUUUCCCACUCCCUUUCAAGCAAUCAAUCAAACUUUUCUUGACUUUAAUUAAGAAUUACUACAUUCAAUGAAUCAAAUGUGACAUUUCUGGAAUGAGUUAGAAAAAUCUGUGUUUUGUACUUUAUUGUCCACAGUCUAUGAAACAGACCCAAUCGAUCGAUCGAUCGAUCAAUCAAUCAAUCAAUCAAUCGUGUUUUUGUUUUGGUUAUUUCAUUUUUUAACAUAUAGAAGUGAAUUUAUUUACUUUUUAAAAAAACUUUCCAUAUAGCUUUGCUACAAAGACCACUGAAAAGAUUUUACUGUUUGACUAGAGUUGUUGUAUGUAUGAGUAGUGUAAAGCUGUGUUCACACCAAGUCAAAUAUACAGAUGAGAUCAAAGGUCCUGUGGUGUGAUUUCAGUGUUGGGAGUGGUGCAGCAGUCAGGCAAUAGAGCAGUUCGGGAACCAUCCGAGUUCAAAUAUCUGAACUUUGGCAAAGAACUUGUGUCCCAUCAACAAAUCAGGAACUAAACUUUGGCCCAUGUGUUGAUGAUGUGAUCAGGAAGUGGAGUCCAUUACCAACAUACUGAACUUUGCAAUUUUUAAUUUAUUUUCAUCAAAACUAUAAACAAAAAAAAAAUCUAUUUUGAUAUUUUUCCUCCUCCGACUAGUCAUCAAACUGGAUCACAGAGAUAUAGAGAAGUGACCAUCAUUGAGAUGCAGCUCCUGCAGUAGAUGGUGAACAUCACCAAACUGGGAGAGUCUCUGAAUGAUCUCAUGAACCCAGACAUGGAGACGUCAAGGAUCAGAUUAUUGAAUAAGAUAAGUAGUAAAAUUUGAAACAUAUAAUGGAAACAAGUUUACAGUGUGGUGGAGAGAUAGUCAUGAAAUAACAGUAAAGAAGGAGAAACCAUGUGGGAUAAGUUAGGCAGCAUAGACUGAAGAGAAAAAGAGAUCGUACAACAAAAGGCAAGAAGUGAAGGGAAGAUGGAGACAGAGUGACAAAGAAAUGAAUAAAGAAAUCAUCAGAUAAGUACAGAAAAGCCAGUUUGUUGAGACAAAAUAAUAAUGUUUUAUAAAAUACAGAACAUGAUCCGGAUGCGACAUUUGCUUUGACUAAAUGACUUAGUUACAGCGGCCAGGUUCACACUGCCUGUCAGCAGACUUGUUACUCUCAUGGGAAGUAUUUGGCUUAGAGCAGUUGAGUGACGGCAUCAGCCUUUAGGGUGUUUAAUUGUCUGCUCAAAAACUACUUUGUCUUUCUCUCUGUUUAACACGAAUCUCCACCCUAUUGUUGGAAUUCAUCAACAAUUACAAAAUAUUUUUUAAAAGUAAUUUCCAAAGUUGUAAAAUAAUGCCAUAAACACUCCUGCUAGAACUUGUUUGACCUUUUAUGGUCUCGGUGUUUUGAGGAUUUGUCUAUUUUUUGUGUAAUUGUUUUUUAUAAACCUUUUUUGUUUUUGUUAUCUGAACCCUGAUUGGCUGUAGACCACUGUCAAUUAAUCUCCUACAUGCUUUGUCUCCUGUACAGAAUGUAUUCAGUUUGCUAAAUUUGCAUAAAUCUUUGAUGGCAAGCACAUCUUUUCUUUUAUUCUAUAAUACUUUUUUCUUAUUAAGGUGUAAAUGUGAAAAAAAAUAAAAAUGUUGUCUGAGAAACGUGUAUAAAGUGUGUUUUGAGGAUUUUUGUAGUGGAUUUCAUCUAUCGCGCAUAACCAAAGGACCAUUGUAUAACCAAAAAAGAGCUUAAAGGCAAAACAUCAAAAAUGUAGAUUCUAAAACUUCAAAACUAA